AGGAUAGAUCAUUCUAGAUACAUGUGGAAAAACCUUCGUUUUUCCACACAUGAAUAGACAUAUCGAGCAUCCAUCGCACACGUGCCCAUUAUUAUACAACCAUCUCUUCCUUCCUCCUCCAAACACGAGAUAUACACCAUUUUCGAACGAAUUUCCCGAACGCCAAGUGCCGACCAUUAAAGAAAAUCCGUCGCCCACUCAUCACGUUUUCGAUGGUUUCGUUUGUUUUGCGACACGUCAACGCGCGUAGGCGGCGAGGAGCAAACCAAUAACAUACGACUUUCUCGCAUUUUAUCCAAUUAAAUAAUAAACGUGGAACGAAUCUCCGUCGAAAACAAAUAAUAUCUGACCGAGUAUGGUUUGCGAAGUGUUUGUCUUCGCAUUAGGUCAUGAAAUCAUUUCCAUAAUUCCCCUCUGCACAGAAACACACGUAUCGCAAUUAUCCAGUUUCCAACUGAAUGAAUCUGACGUAAACACACUGCGCUUAAAUUUAGAUUCUUACCGAAUUCAAUUUAUAGAAAUUUCGUUUUGCCUUUAAAACAAAAAUAAGAUUCAGCAGCAACGCGUCGUUUUACUUGAGAAUCACCUUCAUAAAUCUUCUAUUAUAAUAUUUCUAAUCAAAAAGUUAUUAAUCUGCAUAACGAAAAAUGAAACAACGACGUACAUUACAGAAUUUACGACGAAUCAAACAUAAUGACGAAUUAAUUGUGAUUAACUAGAUAUUACCUAGUGCUUGCAAUAAUUGCCUAUUGUUACGUGCAGCCGGUAAUGGAUCACCAUAAUUAUAUGGUAAAUCAAUUUACCAUUCGUCAAUAUUACGUAAGAUGACAAAGUUUGAUCUCGAUCCAAGCAAACAGCAGCAAAAGCUGACUGUAAAACUAUUUAAGAACGUUAAGAACUGCGAUGAUUUGCGUAAGAAACUGAUGUCUGGAAAGUUGGACUGCUGCAUGAUCAAAUCGAAACUGAUACCUGAUCCGUUUCUGAUCGUCGUCGCUGCUAACAAGGCGAUCUGCGCCGAGAAGUUGACGACGAGAACGAUCAACACGGAAAUCCUCUUCAACCUGUCCAUAUCGAAGAACAUCAGUCAAAGUUUGCAGCUUUUCGGUGCGGACGACAAGGAGACGGACAUGUACGUCGCGACUCUCAACGAGGACUUCGAUUUUGGAGUUAUCGCAGGUGAGGAGGUGGAUUUCGGAGGAUGCCCGGUGGAUAGGAAGCUGCUGCAGAAGACGUACAAGCUGAAGGAUUACGAGAUGGGGGAGCAACUUGUUGCGGCGAUCUGCAACAAAAUCGUUAUCAAAGAUUUCAACUAGGAAUGUUAAAAUGUAUAUAAAUAAAUGGUCGAACGAG
Messenger RNA from Nicrophorus vespilloides, 1350 nucleotides. Its product is annotated as EKC/KEOPS complex subunit Tprkb-like. Bases 825 to 1313 code for a protein of 162 amino acids. Gene Ontology annotation, cellular component: cytosol; EKC/KEOPS complex; nucleus. The record is from RefSeq and is a predicted model, not a curated record. Lineage: Eukaryota; Metazoa; Arthropoda; Insecta; Coleoptera; Silphidae. Gene Ontology annotation, biological process: tRNA threonylcarbamoyladenosine modification; telomere maintenance via recombination. The transcript has 2 exons.